AUGACCGACUCAGAAGCAAUUGAUGCUGAGUUCCUCGCAAAGACGGAGGCACUGGCUCUUCAAGAUGAGCCCACCGAGGAGAAACACGAGAGUAAAGAGGAUAAGCCUAAUGCAGAGGAAAAGAAGGAGGAUGAUGCAGAAGCUGUGAAAGAGACCAUUCCAGAGGUCGAAGCAGAGGAUACAUCAAAAGAAGUAGUGACAGCUGAAGACAAGCCAAAGGUGGAUCCGAUAGAGAAGAAGGAAGAUACAAAAGAAGCCAGUUAA
This is a messenger RNA of Protopolystoma xenopodis, 264 nucleotides long. Lineage: Eukaryota; Metazoa; Platyhelminthes; Monogenea; Polystomatidea; Polystomatidae. The record is from the annotation of a GenBank genome assembly.